AUGUCCUCGCCAGGCCAACCUAGCUCACAGUGGUGGCUAGACCGGAACGAAGCGUCACUGCGCCUGCUCUUGGUGAACGGGUCUGGUGGACGGAUCUGGCCCGAUGAACGCGAGAGAGCGCGUCAAGGGUAUGCAGUACAUCCUGCCACUUGCGGCUCUGGUUCCCUGGUCAGGACGGCGAUGGCGACUGGGGUGGUCAACGGUCUUGUCGGGAGCAUUGUCGGAACUCGGGUCCCCGAAAUGUCGUCGUCGUCAGCUCCAAGCAACGGCGGUGUCCAUGAAGAACCCGAUGGCCAGGGCAGCAGAAGCAGCACUGUACGUGUAGGUCAGUAG
Verticillium nonalfalfae is the source of this 333-nucleotide messenger RNA. RefSeq lists its product as uncharacterized. The coding region runs from base 1 to 333 and encodes 110 amino acids. Lineage: Eukaryota; Fungi; Ascomycota; Sordariomycetes; Glomerellales; Plectosphaerellaceae. The record is from RefSeq and is a predicted model, not a curated record. The transcript is spliced from 2 exons.